Molecule: messenger RNA, 685 nt
Organism: Balaenoptera musculus (blue whale)
Lineage: Eukaryota; Metazoa; Chordata; Mammalia; Artiodactyla; Balaenopteridae
Product: 60S ribosomal protein L15-like
Exons: 1
Coding region: 32-646 (204 amino acids)
Biological process (GO): cytoplasmic translation
Cellular component (GO): cytosolic large ribosomal subunit; ribosome
Molecular function (GO): structural constituent of ribosome; RNA binding
Source: RefSeq, a predicted model, not a curated record
CCGUUUGGCGGCAGCCAUCAGGUGAGCCGAGAUGGGCGCUUACAAGUACAUCCAGGAGCUGCGGAGGAAGAAGCAGUCGGACGUGAUGCGCUUUCUGCUCAGGGUGCGCUGCUGGCAGUACCGCCAGCUCUCUGCGCUGCACCGGGCCCCGCGCCCCACCCGGCUCGACAAGGCGCGCAGGCUGGGCUACAAGGCCAAGCAAGGUUAUGUGAUAUACCGGGUUCGCGUGCGCCGCGGUGGCCGCAAACGCCCGGUCCCGAAGGGCGCCACCUACGGCAAGCCCGUCCACCAUGGCGUCAACCAGCUCAAGUUUGCCUGGAGCCUGCAGUCUGUUGCUGAGGAGCGAGCGGGACGCCACUGUGGGGCCCUGAGGGUCCUGAAUUCUUACUGGGUGGGUGAAGAUUCUACGUACAAGUUUUUUGAGGUUAUCCUCAUCGAUCCCUUCCAUAAAGCUAUCAGAAGAAACCCUGACACCCGGUGGAUCACCAAACCAGUCCACAAGCACAGGGAGAUGCGGGGCCUGACGUCUGCAGGCAGGAAGAGCCGCGGCCUCGGCAAGGGCCACAAGUUCCACCACACGAUCGGUGGUUCUCGCCGCGCAGCCUGGAGAAGGCGCAAUACUCUCCAGCUCCACCGCUACCGCUAAUAUAAGUAAUGUUUGUAAAAAUUCUUACCUAAUAAACAG